AUGAGUUGCAAACAGCCGGGCAUUGAUGUCGAGUUCUUGAAUUUGGCUCUACGAAUGUCGGGUUUAGAGGCUGAGGUGAUUCCGGUCGACUACCAAAUCGAAGCGCUGCUAGAGGCCAUUGCGAACGGCUCAGCCGACAUCAGCGUGCAUUCGAUCACGCAAAGCAUCGAGCGAAUGCAAUUUGUCACUUUCACUACACCCAUCAACUAUCUUGCUUCUGGUUACAUAGCCAAAGAAACAAACGACCUUGAGAUUCGUGAGUUCAUCUUUGGAUCGAUUGCGCCCGAGAUCUUCCUCUUUAUGUUAUUUGCGUUGUUUGUGAGUCCAUUUAUGAUGUGGUUCUUGUCGGGUCAUCGCAGAAGCUAUGCGUCAUGGUUUUUACAUUCGGGUAGGAUAUGGCUGAAACAGGACGGGAAAAUAAAAAGACGAUACACGACAUCGAAUGCUUUCUUCAUGAUUUCGUGGAGCUGGUUUUGCUUUUUCUUCAUGCACUACUACGAGAGCGCGAUGAAGAGCAAUUUGACGUUGUCGUCGAAAAAGGGAUACGAGUUUCAAGACAUCGAAGGUAUGCUGGAUGUACUCGAUCAUAAAGGUUGGCGGUUAGCCGUCCAAGAAAGCGGCUGGGAUUACCAGAUGUUUUGCAAGACGCAACAACAAAUCGAACGCGUCGAGCAUCACCUAAAAACAGCCAUCCGCUAUCCUUUCGGCUACGAAAUAAAGACAUUACCACCAAAAUCGGUGAUGUUCAGCGGCUCGUACAGUUAUCUCGUGGAAAGCGAUGUCUCGUAUAUUGACAAAAAGGCAAAAACAUUGUUCAUCAAAGAUGUCACGUUGCCGAAGAGGAAUUUGGCUUUUGCCGUCAACAAAAAUUUGACGACCGUCCGCGAGAAGCUCAACAAGGCAAUCUCGAUGAUGCAGGGCGGGUAUAACAACAUGGCGUCAAGAUACUCGCAGCCAUACAGCCCGUUCGUUCGUCAAGAGUCCCUCAAGGAAUCCUAUGCUCUACGUCUUGCCUACCUGAAGCCCCUAUUUCGCAUUUGUGGUAUCCUUGUAGGCGUCGCGAUCGCGAUCAUCAUCGUGGAAGUGAUUCUGGUGAGUGAAAAGCAACUUAAAAUCAUUCCAUUUCCAUUUGCUACACGAGAAGUGUCAUUGCCCAGACUCAAUCCAAAAACGACACUACACAAGGAAUUCGCUUAUCGAAUUUAUUCAUUCGCUUAUCGAAUUUAUUCGGAAUCGUCUCAAUAUGUGAUUAAAUUAGAGUUCGCUUGGAGCAGGAUCGUAUUAGGGGAUGCCGAUUACAAGGCGUUUGACAUCACCUCGUUUAGUUGGGAUGCCGAUUACAAGGCGUUUGAGAUCACCUCGUUUAGUUGGGAUGCCGAUUACAAGGCGUUUGACAUCACCUCGUUUAGUUGGGAUGCCGAUUACAAGGCGUUUGACAUCACCUCGUUUAGUUGGGAUGCCGAUUACAAGCCGUUUGACAUCACCUCGUUUAGUUGGGAUGCCGAUUACAAGGCGUUUGACAUCACCUCCUAUAUAAUCAAUUUAUCGGAAACGUUUCCUCCGUGUUUCUCUUUAACGACAAAGGAGAGCGUCGACGAGGCUCCGUUUGGAAUGAUUGAUCUGACACUG
Mesorhabditis belari is the source of this 1629-nucleotide messenger RNA. NCBI's taxonomy places the organism in Eukaryota, Metazoa, Nematoda, Chromadorea, Rhabditida, Rhabditidae. The record is from the annotation of a GenBank genome assembly.